This is a messenger RNA of Schistosoma margrebowiei, 4955 nucleotides long. The record is from the annotation of a GenBank genome assembly. NCBI's taxonomy places the organism in Eukaryota, Metazoa, Platyhelminthes, Trematoda, Strigeidida, Schistosomatidae.
CGCGGGGUAAUAUAUUGAUUUGAAUGUGUCUCGAUGACUAGCCAGUAUACUGGAUUUAAGGUUGAGUUGACGUCAUCUCAACUGGGGAAAAUUGUUGGUGUUGUUUCAAAUGUUAGCGAAAAUAAGAUCAGCCUUACAAAUGCUGUGAUCAAUAAUUAUCCUCCUACUAUCCCUUCGUUUGCUGUCGAGAGUAGAUUCAUCCAAAAUAUUCGCAUUCUUUCAACUGCAAGUGACGGUGAAUCCUCAGGUAGUGAUACACCGGUUAAAUGCCCAAAUAAGUCCUCUAAUUCUUCACGCGAACAACGUCGAGAAUGGUUAAGAAACAUUCCCAACGCUUGCAGUGUUUAUGUAUGUCCUGACUCACCGCCUAUCAUUCAUAAGACAGCUGGUGCCCCAGGAUCUGGUAGUAACAUUAAUGAUAUUAAUAACGGUUUUGGACACUCAAACGAUUUGCAACUGUUAGACACUGCAUUGGGGAAAGCUUCCAUUCGUGAACCAAAUGACUCAAGUCCAGCUCGUAAGUAUGCUGUUAAUAACCACCGUCAUUCCAAACGCCGCAGUUAUUCAACGUCAGAAACAGCUGGCGCGACAAGUGAUAUAUCUGGUGCCGAAAGUGAUUCGUUCCAUCGUCAUACGAAUUCAGGAUCAAGAGGUCAGUUCAACUGUGGAGGCAGUGGCAGUACUAAUCGACAUGCUCAAAAUCGCGGUCACCCACGUGAUAAUAACAAUAAUAAUGGUCACAAUAAUCGGAACGGAGGGAACACUGGACUAAAUGGAGGUGGUAGCGGCGGUCAAAGAAAUUUAGCAGAUUGGGAUCGGAUCUGUGUUGAAGAAUUUAUCGAUGAAGAUUUUGAUUUUGAAGGAAACUUAGCCUUAUUUAAUAAGAGUGCAUUCUACGAAAUGGUUGAUUCACGCGAAGGUCAUUCAAUAGCAAAUACUUCUGAAAUGAAUAAUUCUUCCGUUUCUUCUUCUCUACCACAUUUCAUUGAAGGUCCAGAUGGUGUUGGAAUUCCGCUAUUCACUACUCCAACUCAAUCAUCUAAUUUAAUAACAACUAUGACAGCUUCAACUAGAACAACACUGACUAUCACAUCCUCUGGUAGUCAUUAUGAAGAUAAGCAUAAAAUAAACAAUACACAAAUAACUACUUCCAAUAAUAAAUCUAUUAAUCAACAUAAUCCUACUAGUUCAGUAGUUGCUACAUCGUCACCAUCAUCACCACCGCCAGCAGCAGCAGCAGUAACAGUUCAUUCAGAAGGAAAUAAUUUCAAUGUUAAUAAUAAACAAUAUUAUAUAAAUUCUAUAAAACAACGUAAUAAUCAGUACUGGUAUACAUGUACAGGACAACGUGUACCAAUAUUUCCAUUAGAACAACGUCAACGUUUAUUUAAUUAUUUAACUACAGGAUUAAAUUUAGAUACUCAAAUAAGUAAUAAAUUUCAAGGUAUUACAUGGGGUCGAUUUAUUGAAUCUGCUACUCGUCCUCUAAUCGAUAAUAUUAUGAUACAUUUACGUCAAUUAAAUAGAACACCUCAACGGAUUAUUCAUAGACCUCCGGCUCGUAUUCUAAUCAUAUCAAAUGGAUCUAAUCAUUUAGGUGCAGUAUUGUCGUUGAAUAUAGCUCGAUAUUUAUCUACACUUGGAGCUUGUGUUCUAUUAGUCACUCCAUCUAUGUAUUGUGCUAAAACUAAUAAUAAUAAUAAUUCAGUGAAUGACACUACUACUGCUACUUCCGAAGAUGUUAGUGAUGAAUAUCCUACCGAUAAUUCCAUAAUGUCUACUAUCUAUCGACAGGAGUUACACUUACUUAUGAAUUUAGCACCAAAACCAAAUCAAUAUGGACUAGAUGAUCUUGAUGAUGAAGAAGAUGAUGAAUUAGACCAAUACAGUGAUGAUGGGCGGGGAACAGAUAACGAAAAUAAUCAUGAUGAUAAUAAGAAUAAUAAACAAAUACCUGGACUCUAUACAUUAAAUAAUAAUGAUAAUGGGAGUCAUACAAUUGAUGAUAAUAGUAUCAGUAUUGGUUCAUCUUCUGCGAAUAUUCGUGAACAUAAUGAUGUUGACUUUGAUAAUAUGAGUUGUCUCAAUUAUUCCGAUAUCAGUAGUAUUGUCGAUCAUAGUUCAGUUGGACGUAUAUGGAUGAGUCGUAUGCCUGGACUGAAAAUUAUACGUCGUCCAAAUUCUGUUAUCAAACUGCCAAGUAGUAUACGCAUUGACCUAGUGAUAAUUGGUCAUUCAGAUGACAGUAACACUGUAAAUAGAGACAACUCAUCAUUAUCAUCAAAUACAAAUUUAUUGUUUAAUUGGUUGCGCAAUCACAAUUCCAUUGGUGGCAUUAUUCAUUUAACACCUUCCCAGUCCAUUGUUGAUUCUAAUAUUCUGUUAAGAAAUGCUCAACACUUUGUUUGGGUGACUGAAUUGGGCUUACCAAUACUGACACCACAAGGUCAUUUGACGUCAUCAUCUUCAACAACAACGCCUACAGUGUCUAUCCCUCCAACUGAAGCUACAUUGAAUAGUAGUGGUACAUCAACCAACACAACCACUUCAUUAACUCACUUGUUAAUUGAUGUUGGACUUGGUCGAAAUAUUGUCCGGAAAUUAACUGGUGAUUUAAAUCUCCUACCACCAUAUGGUCUAUUCGAUCUGGGUUCCAUGAUUCCUUUACGACCAGAACAACUGAACUCAGUACAACAACAACAAAUAUCACGAUAAUUUCUUUGAUUUAAACGUUGUGUGGGCACAAAUCGUUCACAUUUUGUAAUUAAUUUUAAUGAAAGAAGAUCUAGUUGACUUUUUGUUUUUUACUCUGCCUCGAUAUUUUGUAUAUAACAGUUGCAAUGUUUCUAUCGUUUACUUAAUCACAUAGUCUUUUAAUUUUUUCUCCUCUCUAGUUGUUCUGUUUUUUAAUUGAAAAUAUAUACACUAGGAUAGCCUAGUGCUUUUCGAUUUUGUUUCAAUGUAUGUUUUUGACUUCAUUGUCAUGUUUUGUAUUGUAUUAUUCUACAGUUUCCUUGUUAUCUCACUUAAUAGUCUAUGUGAUUUGUUCUUUCUUGUUCAGUGUAAGGCAUAGAUAGCAUGACGUUAUUCUGUGGAAAUAUAAAAAAUGAUUGGUAAUGUAUUACCUGUGUUCUUUCACUAAAAUUAGUAGAGAUAUAACUUGAUUAUUAUCUGUUUCUAUUACAUUAUGUGUUAGUCGAUAGUUUAAUGAUUCAACAAUCAUCUUCAACCUCCAAUCAUUUUGGUAUGAUUUACGAUAGCAGCGGCACUUUCUCUCUUAGCCCUGAUGAAUCUAUAACAUUGAUCCUAUAAGAAAAGUUUACUUGUUAAAAGCCUCAGAAUAUUCUUUGAAAUUUCCGUCCAUUUAAUUAUAUGCCUAUUGCAUUCAAUGAUUACUGCUAACAGUUUCAUUUGCGCCAAAUAAUGAAUUAUUGUUUGUAAACAGUGAGGAAAUUGCAACUAACUGACUCAUCUGCAAACUUCCUUAAAUUAUAAUACGGUAGCUUUGAAUGAAAAAUCAUGGCAUUAAUCAAUCCAUCUAUUCGAGAAACUUGGCUAUACUGGAGCAAUCUGUGUAUAUCUCAAAAGUGAUUAAAAUCUGUCUGGACCCAGAAACUCAGUAAAAAACGUGUGAAGCGAAAGGUGCUUGUUUCAAAUAUCAAUGUGAACAUCAACACGCAUCCCGAUAUAUCCAGUUGACGAGUUCCACGUAGGAUGAUGUGUGUACCCCGGACUCCAUUGGUAGUCACAAUUCAUCCGUUCUAGAGAAUUAAUGUUUCAGCUAAAGUACCCUUCCUAAUGUGGUUAAUUUAAUGUAAUUUGUUCAGUACAUUAUCCGACUCAUACAUAUUGUAUCCGCCACACUAUCUGGUCAUUAAAAUCGAUGUUUAAACCUAUCUUCUAAUGAGUAGAGAUCAACUGCUGAGUAAUCAUUCCAUUUUGUUAGAGUACUCACCAGCUUACACUUCCUUAAUCUAUAGCUUAGGGGAAGAUGCACCAGACGAGGUCUUGAUUCAUUCUUCUGAAGUCCCUUUAUUGAAUAAUUACUUGACUUAACCACUAAAACACCUAGGUUGGCAUGAUCGACACUGAGAGCUUACGGGGUAGUCUUGGCUUUCAACUGGUUCACUGACACAGGUUCCUUCUACUCUCCCAGCAUUGAGUUCAUAUAGAAGAAGCUUUUACUACUAUACACCUAUAAAAAUGAGUUAUCUUUGUGGCCCACUGAUCUGACACCGAUUUGGAUGAACGCAUGAAUAUGCUAUCAUCAUAAAUCUUUUACUUAACUCCUUACAUUACACCUAGUCUACCCAUUUGUAGUAAUUGGAAGCCAAAUAUGGGUUAAGUUGGAUGAAUUUAUUUCAGACAGACAUUAGAAAUAAGAAGCAGAGAGGGGAAGAAUACCAAGUCUAUUUGAUUAAGCGUGUCUCAGUAUUUAUAGCCAAACAAAAAUAAACUCAAGACGUGAUGAAUAGAGUAAGCGAUGGGCACAUACUCAUAAAAACAGUCAAGGUUACAAGCGGAUAAUGUGGCUCAAGAAGAAUAAACCAGUCUUUCCGGGUUUGACACUAUAUUAUCAGCCUGCAACGCAUCCCAAAUAAGAGGUAUUUUUUAACAAUCAUCCCUUAAAUUACAGAGAAGUGAAGAAAUGGUAAUUAAUGAAACUCAUAAGGUUGGUUACAUAUGUGUUCUGGGGAUAAGAACGUAUAUAUUCAUUACAUAUACACCAUAGAUAUCCAUAUCUGAGAGAAAUACAACUAAUUGACAUCUAGGAAGCCCAGUUCUGUAUCCCAUUACUCUUAAUUAUAUAUUCGACCUAAGAAAACUGACUUGUCUGCAAAUGAACCACAUCUUAAUUGUCACCUAAACUAAUGUUGAAUAACCAUACUACUAUAAAGUAGUAUAUCUACAUUUGCAAAAAUUCCUAGAUUACCUCCUAUACUAUUUGUCAUGCC